This is a messenger RNA of Exophiala oligosperma, 1023 nucleotides long. RefSeq lists its product as uncharacterized. The coding region runs from base 1 to 1023 and encodes 340 amino acids. NCBI's taxonomy places the organism in Eukaryota, Fungi, Ascomycota, Eurotiomycetes, Chaetothyriales, Herpotrichiellaceae. Gene Ontology annotation, molecular function: oxidoreductase activity, acting on NAD(P)H. The transcript is spliced from 3 exons. The record is from RefSeq and is a predicted model, not a curated record.
AUGCCUACCAAUUUUGCAGCAUGGAUCCCAGAGGCCAAGGCCAAACUGGUGGUAAGAGAAGCUCCUUACCCUUCGACAGGAGUCGGCGAAGUGGUUGUCAAGAAUGCCGCAGUUACCAUUAACCCCAUCGAUUGCAAAGUCCAAGAACUGGACCUUUUCAAGUUCAAAUAUCCAAUCGUCCCUGGUUGUGAAGUUGCUGGAGAAAUCGUCGAGGUUGGCAGCGGUGUGACUGGACUUUCUGUCGGUCAGAGAGUGAUCGCAUCUUGCGAUUCCUACGUACAGCGGGCGCCAGAUUCAGGAGCUUUCCAAGAAUACUCUGUCGUCAAAGCUGCAAUUACUGCUCCGAUCCCAGACUCAUUGAGUUACGAGGCCGCCUCUGUCCUACCAAUUGGAUUGUCGACCGCGGGCAGUGCGCUCUUUCUGCCGAAACAUCUCGGCCUUCCUGUGCCGUCACUGACUCCGAAACGCAUCGAAGGAGUGAUCCUCGUUCUGGGAGGCAGUUCUUCCGUUGGCUGCAACGCCAUUCAGCUUGCAAAGGCUGCCGGAGUAGAAGUCAUUACAACCGCUGGCAAACACAACUUCGAAUUGGUCAAAUCCCUCGGCGCUGCACGAGCCUUUGACCGUUCUGCUCCAGACACAAUCAACGACAUCCUCACCUAUCUGCGAGGCAAGAAACUCCUGGGCAUUGUCAAUGCGAUUGGUGACAAAGACACGGUUGCAGCCGCAGUUGAGAUCUCGGUGGGCAGUGGUGGCGGGGCGUCGGUCGUUAAUACUGUUCCCGUAUUCUGGGAGUUGGAUCGCAAGGGCGUCAGCAUUGAACAAGUCUUCGGUCUAGCCAUGGUCGGCACCGGAGUGGACAAGGCUGUCUGGAAAAAUUUUCUACCUCAAGCUCUCGAGCAGGGGAGGUACCUCGCAAAGCCAGAUGCGCUGGUCGUGGAAGGUGGACUGGAGGCUAUACAGACGGCUAUUGACAGAUAUAAUCAAGGUGUUAGUGCACAGAAGGUGGUUGUCAAGCUGGAUUAA